GUGAUGCAAGUCGGCUCUCUCCUCCAGCAGUUGGAUCCCUCCCAGCUCACAGCACCUCACAGGUCUCUUCCCCCGAGCCGUGCAGUGCUGGAGCAAGGAGCAGCUCACGAAUCAGCUGCAGGUCCCUGUUUUGAAAAGCAGAGAUACAGAGGCAGAAGAAAAGGGUGGACUCCUAUGUGACCUGUUCUUAGAGCAAGACCAUCACCAUCUGAAUUCCAGAAGCCCUGUUCAUGUUUGGGGAUAUUUUUUCGACUGCAUGGAAACAGAGAGAAGCAAAAGGAUGGGAAAUGCCUGCAUCCCCCUGAAAAGAAUUGCUUAUUUCCUAUGUCUCUUAUCUGCGCUUUUGCUGACUGAGGGGAAGAGACCAGCGAAGCCAAAAUGCCCUGCCGUGUGUACUUGUACCAAAGAUAAUGCUUUAUGUGAGAAUGCCAGAUCCAUUCCACGCACCGUUCCUCCUGAUGUUAUCUCAUUAUCCUUUGUGAGAUCUGGUUUUACUGAAAUCUCAGAAGGGAGUUUUUUAUUCACACCAUCGCUGCAGCUCUUGUUAUUCACAUCAAACUCCUUUGACAUGAUCAGUGAUGAUGCUUUUAUUGGUCUUCCACAUCUAGAGUAUUUAUUCAUUGAAAACAACAACAUCAAGUCCAUUUCAAGACAUACUUUCCGGGGACUAAAGUCUUUAAUUCACCUGAGCCUCGCAAACAACAAUCUCCAGACACUCCCAAAAGAUAUUUUCAAAGGCCUGGAUUCUUUAACAAAUGUGUAAGAGGACCUAAAAUUUGCAAAGUCUCAAGACCUGCCUUAUCAAUCACUGUCCAUAGACACUUUUUCUUAUAUGAAUGAUGAAUAUGUGGUCAUCGCUCAGCCUUUUACUGGAAAAUGCAUUUUCCUUGAAUGGGACCAUGUAGAAAAGACCUUCCGGAAUUACGACAACAUUACAGGCACGUCCACUGUAGUGUGCAAGCCUAUAGUCAUUGACACUCAGCUCUAUGUUAUCGUGGCCCAGCUGUUUGGUGGCUCUCACAUCUAUAAGCGGGACAGUUUCACAAAUAAAUUCAUAAAAAUCCAGGAUAUUGAAAUUCUCAAAAUCCGAAAACCCAAUGACAUUGAAACAUUCAAGAUUGAAAACAACUGGUAUUUUGUUGUUGCUGACAGUUCAAAAGCUGGUUUUACUACCAUUUACAAAUGGAACGGAAAUGGAUUCUACUCCCAUCAAUCCUUACAUGCAUGGUAUAGGGACACUGACGUAGAAUAUCUAGAAAUAGCCAGAACACCUCUGACUCUCAGAACGCCUCAUUUAAUCCUGUCCAGUAGUUCCCAGCGUCCUGUAAUUUAUCAGUGGAACAAAGCAACGCAAUUAUUCACUAACCAAACUGACAUCCCUAACAUGGAGGAUGUGUAUGCAGUAAAGCACUUCUCAGUGAAAGGGGACGUGUACAUUUGCUUGACAAGAUUCAUUGGGGAUUCCAAAGUCAUGAAAUGGGGAGGCGCCUCGUUCCAGGAUAUCCAGAGGAUGCCAUCUCGAGGAUCUAUGGUGUUCCAGCCUCUUCAGAUCAAUAAUUACCAAUAUGCAAUUCUUGGAAGUGAUUACUCCUUUACUCAAGUGUAUAACUGGGAUGCAGAGAAAGCCAAAUUUGUGAAAUUUCAGGAAUUAAACGUUCAGGCGCCAAGAUCAUUCACACAUGUGUCUAUUAACAAGCGUAAUUUCCUUUUUGCUUCCAGUUUCAAGGGAAACACACAGAUUUACAAACAUGUUAUAGUUGACUUAAGCGCAUGAGACACCAAAUUCUGUGGCUGCCAUCAGAAACUUUCUACAGUACCUGACCCGGAUGAACUCAAUGCAUGAUGACUCUUCUUAUCACACUUGCAGAUGAAUGCCUUUCAAACAUCGAGACUGCUAGAUCCAGGCACUACCAGUAUCUCCAUCCUUAACUGUCCAGUCCAGUGGUGUGGAAAGUUACCUUUUAUAAGACAAAAUUUAAUUCCGUAACUGUUCUUUGCAGUGAAGAUGUGUAAAUAAGCGUUUAAUGGUAUCUGUUACUCCAAAAAGAAAUAUUAAUAUGUACUUUUCCAUUUAUUUAUUCAUGUGUUCAGAAACAACUGCCAAAUAAAAUGUUUACAUUUUCUUUCAUAACCCAAAGGUAAUUAUUUACAGGAGUUACUUUAUUCUUGAUGGUAUGUCAAGGAAAUGGUUUUGUACAAUAGGGUUAUAUUUGGAUUGAGGACUUAUGGUAUAAAUAAUGAAUGAAAAUAGAACCCUGAUAUUAUUACCCAUAAUCUAUUAACAGGCUUAUCAGUGACUGAAUCAGCUGAUUUUGAACAUUCAAAGGUGUUUCCAAAGGUCAUGGGUUUUAGGGACACUUUAAAGUUUAAUGGUGACAAAUUAAAAGAAGAGUAGAGAAAUUUGCCUAUUACAAGAAGACUAAUUUGAAGUAAAGAACAGGAAGACCCAUCUUUUCCUGUCUGAUAGCCCCAGCUAAAAGCAUCACUCACACAACUUAUAGGAGAAAUUAAAAUCAAGAUAUAGAGUUUAAAAACCGCUAUUCAAGGACUUUCUAAAUAUCUGACUCUAGAAUCAUCCGACAGCUGGUAGAGGUUGCAGCCUUAUAGCACUUACCUCUAAUGUAACUGCCAUGAAGGCCUCUUAAUCUGAUCACGAUGCUUCGAUUCCAGAAACCAAUUCUGGUAUUAUCGACAUGCUGCAGAGUGCCCAGAAGGCUCAUAUUUGAUUUUCUAAAUUCCUGCUCCCAGAUCACGCGGGUUGUCAGCACCUAGCACAAUGCCUGUGAUGUAGUAGGCUCUCUAUAAAAAAUGCUUUUGAAGAAGCACAUGUGUCUUCCUGUUAUAAUAUGAUAAUAAACUUUAUAUUAUUUAUUAGUAAUAAAUAAUAAUAACCUUUAUAAUAAUAAACCUAUUCGGUAAGUAUUUAUCGAGUACCUGUUAAGAAUGGGGUAUUGUUCCCGGGAGAGAGGGAUAGUGAGGAAAAGUAGGGCAUGGUCCUUGCCCUCUGGGACCUUAGAAGACUAAUCGGGGGGUUAGAACACAAAAACCUACAGAGCAAGCAGGGGGUGCCAAGUAUCAUCUGAACAUUCCAGAUCAUAAAUAUUAUGGAGUAUCAAGGAUGACUUCUGGGAAGACACAGUCCCUGUUGAAGAUGUGAUUUCAAAAGGGGAUUGUGGCAGAGAAGAUAUUCCUGGCAUGAACUGCUUCUGUCUGCUGCCUUGUCCUGCUCAUUUGUCCCCAGACCCCUUUGCCCUGCGACUGGGCGGGGGCGGGCAGACAGCAGUCCCUCUGCCCAGCACACAUACGGCAGACUGGAGGCAUCAAAGAUACACACAAUAGUUCCAUCAUCCCUGGGCAGUUAUGCACAGGAACCAGAUUCCUUUUCCCACAUAGGAAAGAUAUGAACUCUGACAUCAGGGUAUGGGGAGAAGAAUAUUUACACACUCCCAUCCUGCACACAGGGAGAACUGGCCUUUGAAUGUCUUCUACUUUUUUCAGUUUCCUUUUCCUAUAAGCAGCAUCAUAUGCUGUUGGAGAGCACCUAUUUUUGUAUAGACUGGGCUUAAGUCCAGCUCUGCCAUGUACUGGCUUUGUCCACAGGCAACUUACUUAACCCCUCUGAGCCUCGGUUUCUUUAUCUGUAAAGAGGGACAAUAGUACCUACUUCCAGGAACAGUAGAAAAAUUAAAUGAGGUAGUACAGGUUGUAUUUUUCAAACCAUAUCUCCCAUCCCACAUGCUCUGUGAGAACCAUGUCCCCACCCCAUCAAGAAGUGGCACCUAAUUCACCUAAUUCACCUAAAUAUGAAUGGGUUUGUGACUUGCUUGUAAUAGAAUGUGGUGGAAAUAAUACCAUUUGAUUUCUAAGGCUAGAUUAUAAAAACGAUGAGGCUUCUGCCUUGUAAACUGGGACACUUGCUUUUGGAGCCCUGAGCAGCCACCUAAGAAGUCCUGCUAGCCCGAGGCCACCAUUUUGUGAUGAAGUCCAGCCCCACGGAGAAACCACAUGAAGGUGCUUUGGUCAACAGCCCCAGCUGAGGUCCCAGACAACAGGCAUCAUCAACCACCAGGCCUGUGAGGGAAGGUAUCUCGGGGUGAUUCCAGCCCCCAGCUGUCCAGCCACUGCCAGACAUCAGA
Molecule: messenger RNA, 4136 nt
Organism: Galeopterus variegatus (Sunda flying lemur)
Lineage: Eukaryota; Metazoa; Chordata; Mammalia; Dermoptera; Cynocephalidae
Gene: LGI1
Product: leucine-rich, glioma inactivated 1
Exons: 7
Molecular function (GO): protein binding
Source: RefSeq, a predicted model, not a curated record